Messenger RNA from Rhopilema esculentum, 4635 nucleotides. The record is from RefSeq and is a predicted model, not a curated record. NCBI's taxonomy places the organism in Eukaryota, Metazoa, Cnidaria, Scyphozoa, Rhizostomeae, Rhizostomatidae.
AUGGAGAGUUGGGAUGAAAGUCCCGAAGACCGAGCUUCUUACCGAGAUAGCGAUCAAUUCGAUGAAGACUCUUUAUCGGUUUGCUCUUGGUUUUCGGAGAAUGAGAUUAUCGGCGGACUGACUUGGAAAGGCUGGAAAAACAACAACAGUACUUUGUUAUCCCAUUCUGGUGAAUGUUGUGAGAUUCCAAAGCUUCUGGAUGUUGCUGCAAAGGUUGUUGCUGCAUGCCUCCCUUUUCAGGAUGUGGAAGAGUAUAAGCCUCCUGUGCCUGAGCAAGUGCAGAUGAAAGUUGCAUUUUGGUCAUUCCCACAAAAGGAGGAUGAUAUACGCUUGUAUUCAUGUAUUGCUCAUGGAAAAGCAGAUGAAUUCCAAAUUGCAGAACUAAUCUUAAAGCAGCAUCAAAUUAAAGAUGUGUUACAAAUAGGAUUUCACUUGACUGGAUUGGUGAUGUACAAGUUUAAAUCGGAUUUGUACAAGGUCUCCAUUACAUUUGACCGAUGCCAAAUUGUGACUAGCAUUUGUUCCUGCAAUCCAAAUGCCACUUGGUGCGCCCAUAUAAUAGCUCUAUGCUUGUUUAGAAUGCGCUUCCCAGAGCUUGUUUGUUUCAGAGCACCCAUUUCUGAAUCAUUGUCUAAAUUACAAAGAGACCAGCUACAAAAAUUUACACAAUAUUUGAUAUAUGAGCUGCCUUCCCAGGUUCUUCCAACUGCACAAAGACUUCUUGACGAGUUGCUGCUUUUUCCCUUGUCCAGAAUUAAUCAACUUAAUGGAGCUCCAGAUCCAACUGCAGGUGCUGGUUUCAUUGACAUGCCAAAAUGGCUUCUUGAUGUAGAAGCACUCAGGGAUAAUAUUCGGAAAAUUCUCUGCAAAUUCUAUGGGCCAUCUCCUGUUGCCUUUGUUGAUUUCAGUUCGACAUUUUUAUCAACUGCUGCACCUACAUCUUCCGUAGAAUGGAUGGGUCUUCUGCGCCCUUAUAUUUCCCGAGAGCCAGAGGGACUGUGGAAUCUACUUGACAUCAUCAAAGAUCUGUUUCAAGCUGGCGACCCAAAUAGUUCGGAAAUUUUGCAGAUAGUCACCGAGGAGUGUCUCAAUGUUCACCAGCUUUCUUUGUGGUGGUUUUCUAAUGGAGUCGAAGUGGAAAGCGGUGAUUGGAACUCUUGUCUUUCUCCCCAUGCACUGCAAAGUCAUACGGGAAGAAACGUAACUACCAUUCAGCUAGCGAAAAACGCUGGAGUUAGAUUGCUAGACGAAUGUGUCGAUUUGUGGAAAACAGCUUUGAUAAAUCCUGGUAUAUCUUUGUCUCAGAAGCAAAUCAUACGAACGAAAUUGGAAUUAUGGCAAAAGAGCAUCAUUGAGAAGGCAAAGAGGGCUGGCAAGUCUGCUUGUGCACGUGAAAACUUCACUGGUUUCCAGCCAGCAAUCGAUGUCACUGGAAAGAACUGGGAACUCUUUUUGGCAAAAUUUGGUGUUCAACUAGGUGAGGUCGCGUCCUUGGCUUCUGAAGCACCAUCGCAACAAACCUUAUUCGAAUCAGAAGAGCAAAACACACUUGGUAUCACAUUUGAGGAAAUUGAAGAUCUCUUUACCUGCAUUUACGCUUUGGAUGCCCUUGGGUUUACAUGUGCAAAGCGUCUAGCUGUUACCCUGGCUACAAAGCUGCUGUCCAUUUCUGUAUCUGAAUACCAACAUUUUUCAAUAGCUGUGAAGAGUUCAUUUCUUUGUCGUGUUUUGAAGGACUACAGUUGCCAACAUCUAGCCUUCAAACUGGCUUUGUUUGCACUUGCUUUUCCAAGAAAACCGGCCGUGACAAAGUCAGAAGAGGUGAAGCUUUUACAUUGCGAGUUAAACCUACGAUCUGCUUUGAUGUCGAUGACCAUUGGGAUAGAAGAAUUGGAACUUGUCAGAUCAUGUGCCUAUGAAGUCAGCAGUUUUGAAGCUAGGAACAGGCGACAAUCAAAGCCACAUUCGAAGCCACUCAUUUUCUCCAUAUAUGUACUAGAGGUAUUGACAGAAGCUGCGGUACAGUCUCGUCUUCUUAAGAGAUUUGAAACAAAGUUUUCUGAUGAUUGUAAACCUACUGAAAGAGAUAAAGAAAUAGGAUAUCAGUUCGCCAUUUCAUCGUUAGCGUGGGGCAGAAAUAUGGCUGAAAUGAAGCAUACAAUGCUCUGUGAAAGCAUGCGGCAGUUUCGAAAUGACUUGUCUUUAACCUUGUUGUGGCAUUAUCAAAACGACGUGGACAAAUUGGAUGAAAUACUGUCAUUCAUAUUCACCGAAACUGAUGGGAAAACCGAGGACUCUAGUAGCGACAGUCAAAAGCCUCAAGAGGCUGCCAUUCCCAAAGAGGAUGCCUCAGGCCAAAGGUUUUUAUUACUUGAAAAAAAUAGUGGCAUUUGUAAAACGAGAUCAGGAGGAUCAAACCAAAGUCAACCUGUCCAAACUUACGAAGUAAAUCAAUGCGAAAAUUGGGAUGCAGAAAUAAUUCUUGCUUCCAACAAAGUGGGUGACGAAACUUUGAUAGCUUUUUCAGAACCAAUUUGUGACAAUAUUAAGGAGAGAGAUGCAGAAUCACAAUCCUGUGGAUUCACCCUGGAGCAACAAGAGGUCGACAAAUUUCUCCAAAAGAACGUGGCAAUCAAGAACUCUGAAACCGAUUGCAAUGUCAACAAAAGCGUUAAGAUAGAAAAUUUUGAUCUUGGAGCAAACACGCAGAGCGUUCAUUCAAAAGGAGAAAUAAUUGAGAUGGCUAAGGACGCAUGUAAUUAUAUACCUAUUUCUGGAGAAGUUGAAGUCGACUUGAAAGAAUUUCAAACUGGUGUUUCUCCCUCUUGGUACCUUGAUGGCAAAAAUACUUGGGACCCUGCUUUAUCGUGGGCAGAAAGAUGUGAGUCGCAGGAAGAUUUUUUCUUGCCUAGUCUUGAUCUCGGUGAGGGAUCUACAGAAAACUCGACUCAUAGUAAAGGAAACAAGGUCAUUUAUGACUUUCACUUAGAGUGUGAUUCUUUUGCACUGUUCGAAUUGGCCAAAGAAUUACAUACCAAAGCCGUGGAUCGUAACGAUACUGGAUCUCUUGGAGCAAAUGCAGGCUUUGUCCCUGGACAAUGCAAAAGUUUGCAAAUAAUUUCAUUCAAACUGGCAAUUUUUUCGCUUCAACUUCAAAAUCGUACCUCUCCAAAGUGGCUUUCUAGAACAUAUUCACCACAUGUUGCUUGGAUUGCAGAUAAGUCAGUUGCAAUCGGGUUUCAAGCUCUGCAAAUUUUAAAUGAAAAAUGGGAAAAUACUCUAACCCCUACAGAAUCUCUCGGUAUAGCCUCCAGGACUUGGAGAGCUGGCGAUGCUUCCUGUAAACGUGCAGCUGCGGAACUAGCAGUUUCUUGCCUUCCUCAGGCUCACACACUAAACCCUGGUGAGAUCCAAGAAGCUAUUAAUCUGUGCAAAGAGCAAGAUUUUGGAAUGCUAGAGCGCGCCUGUGCUUCGAUUGAAACAGCCUCCGUUCAGGGUGGUAUUCAGCCUGAGAUUUUGUUUUAUGUUGCAAGGCAAUGGCAAGUUAUUCAUGAAAAUAUUUCACAAGAUAAAGACACCAAAAGAAAGUUUGGUCACGAAAAGGCAUACCUGUGUUCUUCAAGCACCCGUAUGAACACAGAGUCUCGCGAUUUUCUAUACGAGAACGGUCAGGCCGCUUCGAAGUCUGAUAAGGAAUCCCAGCAUGCCUCUUUCGUAAAACAGCGUAUCGAAAAAAUGUCUUCACUUGCGACUGCUUACAAAGGUUUGAAACUUGAGCCUUCUGCAUUCGAAGAGGAAAAACAUGAAGGCAGGUUUUCCGAUAAAACUGUUCGAACAGCGGAGCAACAUGUACAACGACAAAUGCAUCGAAUGGCUCAAGAGAUGAUGAAGCAAAGUUUUUUCCAGCAGAAAUCAGGGAAGGCUUCCAACGACUCUUCGAUUUUCUGGGCUAAUCGUCUUCAUGCCGGAAUGCAAAAUCAGCAUGAGAAUGCCCGAUCCCAUUCAAAAAGCAAUGUUUCUGCCGAAGCUCUUAAUAGCAGCCCAUUUUCUGGAGUGCGUUGGCCGAACAAUUUUGAAUCAUGCAGGAUCUGUACCAAAUUGAAUAAUGCUUUUCGCAUAGGCAUGAGAGCCUUGCAAGCUUUGGCAGGAAGAGGACUUGAAGAGCGUCCUGAUGUAAAAUUUGCUCCAUCGUCACCGUGCUCCGAUGACGUUCGUUGGCUAUGUGCCUUAGCUGCCUCUUUGGGACCUCCGUAUUUGAGAAGCUUCUGUGCAAAUGUCACACCAUCAGUUUGUAGCCCCUACCUUUUGCACGACCUUGCAUUGGAGGCAGCCCGUAAUUUUGCCAUUUACAGCCCAGCGCAACCAAGCUCGUCACAUUUACAGUCACCUGCUGUAUAUCCGAUUGUCCUGAAAUGUUUAGCUAUGUACACAGACCUGGUGAGACGCGAUCUAGUUCUCCUUAACCAAGCUGGCUAUCCCGACUUUGUGGAGUUGUUACGGCGUGUACGCAGUGCAUUCUGCAUGGCUCCUGGGGGCAUGACAAGAUUCAACGAACUACUGGAAAUGAUAAAAAAGAGUUUUCCAAAAAAAAGGGAUCUUUGGCAGCCUAUCAUGAACGGACUGUCCAGAGCAUGA